AUGCCACGACUUCCAUUACUUGCACAGUUUUGGUUCCUCGUGUCAGCUCCUGUUGUAAUCAUUGAUGCCAUUUUUGUUUGCAUGCGCUCUAAACUGGGAGAUACUCCACAUCCCCUUGCAGAUACACCACCGUUCAAUUAUUGGAUGAUAUACGCUACAUAUGAUCAACGAUAUGCGCCUAACGAUGACGCAUUUGUGGUGGUUCAAAGUUGGCUUAAUUUAUUAGAGGUAUUUCUUGGAUUAUUGGCGGUAUUACUCUCUUGGAGAGGAAACCCAAGCUGUAGUAUAAAGUUAGCUCUCAUUGUAAGUGUAAUGACAUUGUAUAAAACUAUUAUGUAUUUGUUAAUGGAUGUUGUUGAGGGUGGAAAGUAUACACACCACAAUGAACCCAUGGACACUCUAAAGAUGGUAGUGCUGCCCAGUUUGGUGUGGGUUGUGAUGCCGGCAGUGGUGAUCAUGCAAUGUGUGCGACGUCUCUCUUUUGCGGCCAACAGUAACGCAGCGGCAACACGAAAACAGAAAAAAGGAUAA
Messenger RNA from Trypanosoma theileri, 531 nucleotides. RefSeq lists its product as uncharacterized. The transcript has a single exon. NCBI's taxonomy places the organism in Eukaryota, Euglenozoa, Kinetoplastea, Trypanosomatida, Trypanosomatidae. The record is from RefSeq and is a predicted model, not a curated record. Bases 1 to 531 code for a protein of 176 amino acids.